GCACCAGUGUGAUUUGGCCUUUAGUGUGAUUUGGUCUUAAAGGCCUGUACACCAUUCGGAGAAAGAGAGAAAUGGCGGAAUGUGAUGAAAAGUGUAACGGGAAUUGCUCGUUUGAUUUCAGCGAAGACAAGCAGAAGGGCGUGUGUUUGAUAAAAGAAGAGUUUAUCAUCGAAGACCACGUAAGGCAGCUGAGUAAGCAGUGUUUGACAGAGACCGAUAAGCAGAAAGUAUUUGCGAGCACAAAUGCGGAAGACGCGGAAGCACAAUCGUCAUCAGACGAGUCGGCUGUUAAAAGGUUCAAGCAAGAUGACAAGAAGGAGAAGCUCAGAGGUCAAAAUAAAGCGAGGCCGCCGCCAUUUAAGGCGCCCAGGGAGUUGAGCUUGUGCCCUUGGAUCGCAGAUCAAACAGUGGACGAGUCUGAGAGAAAAUGCCUGAAUCAGCGCUGCGUGUUUCUGCACGAUCGCAAGGAGUACUUGAAGAUACGACCGGUGGAUAUCGGCACGGAGUGUCAUAUCUUCAACGUGACCGGCAAGUGCCCGCGAGGUACCACGUGCAGAAUGGGCUCACGACAUCUGACUGAAGAUGGUUUCAAUAUCGUCGACGAGAAGAGACUCGAGGAGUACAAGAAGCGUUCGCCUUCCACGAUGAAUCAGCUGUCCAAGGACCUGCAGAACAAGCUGCGCAAACACAAGUACAAUUUCGCCAAAGCGGAGGCGAUCGUCAAAGCCAACGAUCCGUCUAGAAAGAAGAUGCAACUGCAAUACUUCAAGUCCAACGAGCCUAAGAACGUCGACAAUAGGGAGACGCGUGAGACGGAAGCUAGGGAUAAGCCGGGAUCAGAAGUUGCGGCCGCAGAAUCCGUUCACAUCGUCGACAAUAGCAACGACGUAAAAGCGAAGUGCGACGUGGCUGAUCGCGAUGCCUCACAUGAGUCGAAACGAUCGAGAAUGGGACCGGUGGACGAUAGCGACCUGAUCAGGUUGCAACCGUCGGAGAAGCGGAAGAUCGAUUGGAAGAACAAGAUACUGCUGAGUCCGUUGACGACCGUGGGCAAUCUGCCGUUCCGCAGGAUCUGCAAAGAGUAUGGCGCCGACAUCACGUGCGGCGAGAUGGCAUUGGCGCCGAAAAUCCUGAAAGGCGCGCAGGAAGAAUGGGCGUUGGUGAAGAGGCACGAGUGCGAGGACUUAUUCGGCGUGCAGCUGUGCGGCAACAACCCCGGCGUGCUGACGAGAUGCGCCCAGCUGCUGAAUCGCGAGAUCGGCGUGGAUUACAUCGAUCUGAAUCUCGGUUGCCCGAUCGACUUGAUUUACAGGCAGGGCGGCGGCAGUGGUAUGCUCAAUCGACUGAACGUACUUGAAACCGUGGUAAAGUCCGUUAGUCAAGUAUUGGACAUACCUUUAUCUAUUAAGACUAGGACCGGGGUCUACAUAGACAGGCCGAUCGCGCAUAACUUAAUGCCAAAGUUUCACGAGUGGGGUGUGUCCAUGAUUACUGUUCAUGGAAGAUCUCGUGAACAAAGAUACACGAAGUUAGCCGACUGGGACUACAUAGAGAAAUGCGCCCUGGCGGCGCAACCUGUGCCUGUGUAUGGGAACGGCGAUAUUUUAUCUUUUGAUGAUUAUCAGAGAGUGAAGGAGACCUACACUACGGUCCAAGGCAUCACGAUCGGUCGCGGUGCCUUGAUCAAGCCAUGGAUAUUUACGGAGAUCAAGGAGAGAAAGCUGAUCGAUAUAUCGAGUGGGGAAAGAUUUGAUAUUCUUCGAAAGUACACGAAUUACGGACUCGAGCACUGGGGAUCCGACACCCACGGGGUCGAGACCACGAGAAGGUUUAUGCUGGAGUGGAUCUCAUUUCUUCACAGAUAUGUUCCUGUUGGAAUUCUGGAGAGACCACCGCAAAGAAUCAACGAGCGGCCGCCGUUCUACAGAGGUCGCAACGAUAUGGAAACGUUGAUGGCCAGCUCCAAUUGUGCCGACUGGGUGAAGUUAUCAGAGAUGCUGCUCGGAAAAGUGCCUGACGGAUUCCACUUCUUGCCAAAGCACAAGGCGAACUCGUGGAAAUGAUCCGUCAUGAAGAAGCGAAAACGAGCGGAUUCUUCCGCGAGUGAAAUGCGUUUUGACCUUGUACGAAUUUUCUCAAUAAAUAGUUUAUAUGAGAAAGAAAACGCGCAAGACGGGAUCAUUAAUUGGUAUCCGUUAUAUUUCACUUAUUCAUAUUUGUAAUACAGUGAAUAAAUAUUUUUAAGAGAGA
Messenger RNA from Odontomachus brunneus, 2250 nucleotides. RefSeq names its product tRNA-dihydrouridine(47) synthase [NAD(P)(+)]-like (gene Dus3). The record is from RefSeq and is a predicted model, not a curated record. Gene Ontology annotation, biological process: tRNA processing. Bases 72 to 2063 code for a protein of 663 amino acids. The transcript has 5 exons. Gene Ontology annotation, molecular function: RNA binding; metal ion binding; tRNA dihydrouridine synthase activity. Lineage: Eukaryota; Metazoa; Arthropoda; Insecta; Hymenoptera; Formicidae.